AUGAGCGUCCAACUUCCCCCCGCAACUCACCGCAAGCGCGCGCUCCCGCAAGGCGAGCUCGAGGCCGCCUCCACGCUCAAGCUCGGCGCUGAUCAGAACACACAUACCCUCUCUCUAUCCGAAGCUCGUCUCGUCAUCCACAAGGUUCUGGAGAACAAGCGCCGCGGAGGAAGCAAGUACGAGGAGCCAGAGAACCUGACCAAGACAUUGGACUACCUGGAUAUUUUCGCGCGAUUCAAGGAUGAGGAGAACAUCAAGGCGGUGGAGCGGUUGUUGAACUCGCAUACGGAAUUGGAGAUGUUCGAGCGGUCGCAAUUGGGAAGUUUAUGCUGUGACAAUGCCGAGGAGGCCAAGUCACUCAUUCCGAGUUUGCAGAACAAAAUCUCCGAUAGCGAGUUGCAAGAGUUGCUGGAUGAGUUGACCAAGUUGCGGAAUUUCACCGAGUAG
Molecule: messenger RNA, 447 nt
Organism: Penicillium brasilianum
Lineage: Eukaryota; Fungi; Ascomycota; Eurotiomycetes; Eurotiales; Aspergillaceae
Source: the annotation of a GenBank genome assembly